Molecule: messenger RNA, 822 nt
Organism: Tetrahymena thermophila SB210
Lineage: Eukaryota; Ciliophora; Oligohymenophorea; Hymenostomatida; Tetrahymenidae
Product: amine-terminal domain cyclin
Exons: 2
Biological process (GO): regulation of cyclin-dependent protein serine/threonine kinase activity
Molecular function (GO): protein kinase binding
Source: RefSeq, a predicted model, not a curated record
AUGACUGAUCUAUAUCAUGGAAAUUCACCUGAACACUUUUUGAGUACUUGUGGAAGCGACAAUUUUGAUUCUAUUGUAGCUAACUCAAUCUCAGAUAAAAACUGCACCCUUAAAGCCAAGCAAAUGUCAUAGAGCUCUUUGUCAUCUGUCUCAACUUCAUCAUCUUCCUUAUCACAAUCUUCAAUUAUUGCUUAAAAGCCUUUAAACGCUGCUAAAUAUUAGCAAAUUAUUGAACAAUUUGACAAGCUAGAGAACAGCAAUAAAUCUAAAUCAAGUUCUAAAAGCUCUAUUUCAUCUUCUUAAAUUUCUUAAAAGAAGAUUAAUGUUAUUAAAUUGACUGAUUGGGUAGUCAACGACCUUUGGAAGGAUGCCUUUGAGCUCUACUAAUUGUAGAAUGAAGACGCUGAAUACCUUGAGAAUUGCUCCUUUUAUUUAGAAGAAAACAAGCGCAUUAAAAUCUCAUUUGCUUCUUAUGUUAAAAGACUUAAAGAACUAACUGAAUGUUCUGAUAAUUGUUUCAUUCUUGCCUUGUUACUCUUCGAUAGACUAAACAAGAAGAAGAAAUUAAACUAUAGUCGCAUCAAUGUUCACAAACUUAUGGCCAUAUGCCUUUGGUUGAGUGUCAAGUUCUAUGAAGACAUCAAUUUCACUGAUGCUUACUAUGCACAAAAGAUUGCUGGUAUUCCUCUUGAGGAGCUCAUUUCUCUUUAAUUCGAACUUCUCGAGCUUUUGAAUUAUAGAUUAUUCAUUUCACCUCAAAGAUUCAACCACUUCAUGAAGCUCAUCAACUCUCUCAUUCAAUCUGGAGCUGUUAAUGCUUGA